Molecule: messenger RNA, 946 nt
Organism: Chara braunii
Lineage: Eukaryota; Viridiplantae; Streptophyta; Charophyceae; Charales; Characeae
Source: the annotation of a GenBank genome assembly
UGCGUGGCUGGUGGCGCGGCAGCGGGGUGGCAGCGGGGUGCGGACUGCGAGAGUGUCGUGCAUGGACUGUGGCGCUGGCUAUGGCGGGAUCUUUGUCACGUUGUUUGGCGGAGAAGGAGCGGGAGGAGUAGCGGGAGGAGCGGGAGGAGCGGGAGGAGGGAUGGGAAAAGGAGCGGGAAAAGGGGCGGGAGCAGGUGCGGGAGAAGGAGCGGGAGGGGAAAUGCGAAGGGGCGCAGGAGCCGCGGGAGGAGGAGCUGGAAAAGGAGGAGGGGCAGGGAAACGGGGAGGAGAAGAUGGCUCUGGCGGGAUCUUUGUCACGUUGUUUGGCGGAGGAGGAGCAGGAGGAGGGGCGGGAGGAGGAGCGGGAGGAGCGGGAGGAGCGGGAGGAGGGAUGGGAAAACGAGCGGGAAAAGGAGGAGUGGGAGGAAGAGCGGGAGCAGGUGCGGGAGAAGGACCGAGAGGGGAAAUGCGAAGGGGCAGAGGAGCCGUGGGAGGAGGAGCUGCACGAGGAGAAACGGGAAGGGACAGAGGUGGCGCGGAAGGAGGGGCGGCGGAGUUUGAGGAGGAGGAGGAGGAGGAGGACAGGGAGAACGACGAGGACAAGGACGAGGACGAGGAGGAGAAGGCGGAGGACGACGAGGACGAGGUGGAGGUCAAUGAGGACUAGGAGGAGGACAUCGAGGUAGAAGAAGAAGAAGGGGGGGGGGAAGGGGGGAGGAGGAGGAGGAGGACAACGAGGAGGAUGACGACGAGGAGGAGGAGGAGAAGGAGGAUGGGGAAGAGGAAGAAGAAGAAGAGAAGGAGGAGGAGGAGGAGGAGGACGACGAGGACGAGGUGGAGGAGGUCGACGUGGACUAGGAGGACAUCGAGGUAAAAGAAGAAGGGGAGGAGGAGGAGGACAAUGAGGAGGAUAACGACAACGAGGACUAGGACGAUGCAAAGGAAG